Messenger RNA from Xiphophorus maculatus (southern platyfish), 1388 nucleotides. It is a transcript of the gene prop1, whose product is annotated as homeobox protein prophet of Pit-1-like. The record is from RefSeq and is a predicted model, not a curated record. Lineage: Eukaryota; Metazoa; Chordata; Actinopteri; Cyprinodontiformes; Poeciliidae. Gene Ontology annotation, biological process: regulation of transcription by RNA polymerase II. Bases 541 to 1218 code for a protein of 225 amino acids. The transcript is spliced from 4 exons. Gene Ontology annotation, molecular function: RNA polymerase II transcription regulatory region sequence-specific DNA binding; DNA-binding transcription factor activity, RNA polymerase II-specific.
UCGAGUCAUUGUCUGGGACAGGAAACAUGUGAGCAGAAUAUAAGACGCGUAGCGAGCUUGGCAGCAGCGUGCACACAAUUACUCACAGUCCAGGCAGGACGGGGCUCUUUGACGACACACACACAGGAAUUGGCCCUCACAGGCUGUCACAAGGAAUCAAAUUAGAUGUUCUCCCGCAAAGAACCAGAAAACAAGGCAGGGACUUUCUCAAGACGUUUGUUCAGUCUCAAGGGUCAUUUGUCGUUUCAACCAGAGAAUUAAUAUGUAACAGGCGUUCCUGCGGGCUCGCUACCUCAAUAGGUCAUUCAGUCGCUGAGUAUUGUCUGUUUCACUUCCCUGGCGAGGAUUCUGGUCGGAGGGAGAGCUGCAAUCUGCUGUCUGACACGUUUCCUGUCUACGUUUCGAGCCUGAUUUCUGCUCAAAUGAUGCUGGUUUCCAGUUCCUAUUGGCUUCCAGAGACCGAGUGAAGGAAGCGAGAUGGGCGUGACGCAGGACUUUAAUUUUGACUGAGCGUCUCUGCUGGGAUGCAGAGCUGCAGCGAUGGCCCACAUAAAGGCUGCAGGUGCAACACCACGGAGCCACCAAGACUUUGCAGAACUUUACUCUGACAUGGCUACAGUGAGCUCGAGCGCAGCAGAUAUAGGUGAGCCCGGGAGGAAAGCAGCAACGUCAGAGACCUCCAUGGCCGCCGGCAUCAGCAGGGGGGGCAAAGCCUACCCGUCUCCUGCCAGGAGGCGUCACCGCACCACCUUCAGCCACAAGCAGCUGGAACAGCUGGAGCUGGCUUUUCAGCAGAACCAGUACCCAGAUAUCUACUGCAGGGAGGAGCUGGCGCGCGUCACCAAACUCAACGAGGCUCGCGUACAGGUGUGGUUCCAGAACAGAAGAGCCAAACAGCGCAAACAUGAGCGGGCUUCCCAGAAAGUCUUUCCGGUGGGUGUGAUGACGGGCCACAGGACGCUGAUGGCCGGCAUGCCUCGACAGUACUACCCACAGCCGUUGGCCCACAUCCCGCACCUGUCCUCCAUGCUGCCGCCCGGGCCGUACUCCCGCCACCAAACCCAAGUCAGCCGCUGUCCGUGUCCCGGCAGCCCGCCACAGCCAGCGCCUCAGCGGCAGCACGAUGACUGGUACGGCUCGCUGAGAACCAACCUCCCGUCACCCAUGUUCCCCCUGGGCUCCAUGCAGCCUCUGGAGACGGCCUCCCCCUGGAGCUAGAAAGGGAAGGGGAGAUCUACGGAGCUACAUUGGGGCCAUAAAGAUUGUUAAAAAAGAAAGAUUAUUUUGAAACUUAAAAUAAAAAGUUCUGAAACUUUGCAGCUGAAAGUUUCAAAAUUGGGCGGCAGGGAGGGAUGUCAUAAUGAAUUUUUUUUUUUUUGUUGGUUUAA